UUGCACAUGCGCACUAGGCCUUGCAGUUGAGUUGUUAUGACAAGCUGAGGCCUCGGACUAAAUUAGGUACGAAGCCCCGAGCUUUGUCGGGCAAAAUCCGCAAUGGAGGGCAUGGACCUAGACCUAGACCAAGAGCUAAUGCAGAAGUUCAGCUGCAUGGGCACCACAGACAAAGACAUACUGAUCUCGGAGUUCCAGAGGCUGCUCGGCUUCCAGCUCAAUCCUGCAGGCUGCGCCUUCUUCCUGGAUAUGACGAACUGGAAUCUACAGGCCGCUAUUGGAGCAUACUACGACUUUGAAAGUCCUAACAUCAGUGCACCUUGUAUGUCGCUGGUGAAAGAUGUGACCAUUGGUGAAGGUGAAUCCAUUCCUCCUGACACACCCUUUAUUAAAACCUGGAGGAUACAGAACACAGGCCCUGAGUCGUGGCCUCCUGGAGUGUGCCUGAAGUAUGUGGGGGGAGAUCAGUUUGGACACGUAAACAUGAUGAUGGUACGCUCUCUCAACCCUCAAGAAAUAGUGGAUGUGAGUGUCCAGAUGCAGAGCCCUUCAUCUCCAGGCAUGUACCAGGGCCAGUGGAGAAUGUGCACAGCCACAGGAUUGUACUUCGGAGAUGUCAUUUGGGUGAUCUUGAGUGUGGAAGUUGGAGGUCUUCUCGGGGUCACGCAGCAGCUCUCAUCUUUUCAGGCAGAGUUCAACACUCAGCCUCAUCGAAACCUGGAGGGAGACUACAACCCUUUCGCUUCGCCACAGAAGGGCAAAUGUGUGAACGGCAACAACAGCAGUCUCCUCGACAACAGAGAGCUCACACAACCACAGCCAGAUCAGAAUGGACUUUCACACCCCUCUGUGGAUUUAGUAGCAAAUAAUCUGCAAAGCAAUCUAUCGUUAGUCUCUUCAAACCAGGGUUUAAAGGAGCCCUUUUCCUCCGGCCAAUCCUAAACCCUGGGACGCAGCGGCGUUAGAGGAGGAGCUGGUGGAGAAAUUCAGAACUCUAAAUUUAUGCAAACGUCAGUCUCCCUCGAGGUGCACCGGGACUGACCAACUGUGCAGCUCACCCAGGCCCACACCCACAGUUUGCACGAGUGAAUGCUGCUCAUAAACGAGUGAUUUGAGCGAUUACUUUCUCUGGAUUUUUUUUUUUAGUUGUGAGUUGAAUGACGGUGGAGAUGUGUAAUUGUACAAUGUGUAUACAGUAUGUGUGUCUCUUUAAAACUUUAGGAGGAAAGCCAUUUUUUUUGCCAAUUGAUUCUUAAGUCUCUGCUUUCACGUUUGGCAUAUUUAUUAAGAUUUUUUUUCUUUUACAAAUUUCUGGAUUGUCAAUAUCAGUAGUAAUGAUGGUAACAAUCCUUAAGCUUUUGAAUUUUCAAUUUAAUGGAUUCUUUUAUGGGUUUUAUCACGGCUUUUGCAUAAUGGGUAACGUUACUUGCAUUUCUAGUUUGUCUAAAGUCAGUAGGGAUUUGCAUAUCACCAUUUUUCUCCUCUAGAUUAUCCAUCAAGACAAAAUAGUUAUAUAUAUAUUUUUUCCAAUCCAUGGUACUUAACAUAAUCAAUAAAGUAAAUGUUUUAUAUUCUGUACAAUUUUUAGGAAGAAUAAUCACAUCCAUUUGUCUAAUACUUUAUUUUGUCAGACCAUAAUGCAGUAUUAAAGACAUUAUUAUACAAAUACUGACUAUAAAAUAUAGAGUAUAGUCUACCAUUAUGUUAAGUCCGACAUUUGGGCCAACCAUUUGUUCUUAAACUGUAUUUAUCUUGUAAUGGCCUUUUGAAUUGUAAGUUAUCAUUUUAAUUUGAAUGUAUGGGGAGGGCACGGGAUAACAUUGUUUAUCUACAUGGCCUUUUUAAUUUGUCCUGGGUAAAAUAAAACUAUUUGUACAAAGAUGUUCACAUGAACUACACAUAUUAUAGAAAUAUCUGCACUAUUUCUGAGCUAUGCAAUGUGCUCCAGAAUAAGGCCUAAGCAUAUAAGCUCUCAACCGAAAACCAGAACAAAACAUUUCCAAUCUUUUGACGUGAUUCAAACUUAACAAUAGCCAAAUUACAAUGUUCCCAGUUCAACAUGUUAAUGACAAAUCUACCUGCAAAAUAAAUAUUGGUUCACUUCAUCCAACCAGAGCAGAGGGGUGGAUACAAAGCUUUUCCUGUAUGUUUGAUGAAUGUUUGUAUGAUUAAAUUAUCACUU
Molecule: messenger RNA, 2182 nt
Organism: Periophthalmus magnuspinnatus
Lineage: Eukaryota; Metazoa; Chordata; Actinopteri; Gobiiformes; Gobiidae
Product: protein ILRUN-like
Exons: 5
Coding region: 103-942 (279 amino acids)
Biological process (GO): macroautophagy
Cellular component (GO): phagophore assembly site
Molecular function (GO): ubiquitin binding
Source: RefSeq, a predicted model, not a curated record